Messenger RNA from Drosophila gunungcola (fruit fly), 523 nucleotides. RefSeq lists its product as uncharacterized. The coding region runs from base 59 to 523 and encodes 154 amino acids. The transcript is spliced from 2 exons. Lineage: Eukaryota; Metazoa; Arthropoda; Insecta; Diptera; Drosophilidae. The record is from RefSeq and is a predicted model, not a curated record.
UACCAGCCAUCAGUAUUAAAUUUUUGCUAAAAGCUAUAAGAUAUACGAGGAGGAUAAUAUGGGAUUUACUGUUCACUUUAAUGUACUUUUCGUUCUGCUGCUAAUGGACUUGGGACAACCCAACAGUGAACAUGAAGAUUAUAUUGAUCCUGAAGAGCCGCCAGAUGAUCAUUUAACACGGCCUGAUAUGGAAUACGUUGAUGGCGAUAAUGAAGUGAAAACCUCGUUUGAUUAUCAUAACGAAAACCAGGAUCAUUUAACAAUUGAUCAACCAGAUCCUCAAAACGAAACAUUAGCUGAUAUUAAUAUCGAAACGUAUGAUGAUCAUCUAACAACUGAAUUUGAAGAUCUUUAUGAUCGCAUAUUAGAUGUCUUAAGUCCGAAAAUGCCAAACGAGGAUCAAGAAGAUCAAAAUUUAAAUCAAGAUUUAAGUUAUCACAACGAUCCAGAUCCAGAUGAUGAAUACGAAAUUGAAGAUCGAAUAGUGCGUUAUGCGAUGCAUCAAUGGCAUGAAGAAAUUUAA